AAAAAAAUUGGCGUUUGGGGCGCAACAGCUUGCGGUCACACUGCAAAAAUAUAAACAUUGUUCUUAAAAAACAAAAAACAAUACGAAAUGUCAAAACCGUAUGGCCUAAUAAUCCCGGGGCAGCAAAAGAAGGAGGCUGCCAGGCCGGCAAAGCCGCCCAUCAAACCGUCCGUAUUCGACGAGAGCAGCGAGUCGGACGACAGCGCCAAUAAUGCCCCACAAAUACGCCCGAAAGCAAGCGUGACCGGAGGACCCAGUGUAAUGGAGCGUCGGGUGGCACGCCGCAUGCAGGAGAAGGCCCUGGCCGAGGAUCCCACCAUAUUCCAGUACGACGAGCUCUAUGACGAAAUGGAGAACAAACGGGACGAGGCCAAGCUGACCAAAAGUAAGGAGCCCCGAAAGGCCAAGUACAUCAACCGUCUCAUGGAGCACGCCGAGCGGCGGAAGCUAGAGAAGGAGCUGCGUGUCGAGCGGCAAGUACAGAAGGACCGCGAGGCUGAGGGCGAAAUGUACAAAGACAAGGACACCUAUGUGACAGCAGCGUAUCGCAAAAGGCUUGAGUACGUGCGCGAGCUCCAAGAAAAAGAACAGCGGGCCGACUACCUCGAGGCCAUUGGAGAUGUGACCAAGCAAAAGGACCUCGACGGCUUCUACAGACAUCUGUACGAGCAAAAACUGGGCACCGCAGAUACAAUGGUCAAGCCCAAGACAGCACCAUCGACCGAGGAAGUGGCCUACAAGCCCAUUAAAGCGGAGGUGCCAAAGCACCGCAGCUACAGAAAACGCCGUGCCUCUGAGGAUGAAGAGCAGCAGCAGCCUCCAGCAGCGUCUCCUGCCAAGCCGAACUCAGUUCCAGAUCCGACUGAAGACAAGCCAGGUAGUGCAACCAACUCCCAGGCGCACUUGAACAACAACAUAGAUGCGGACUCUGACUUCAGCAUUGAUGAUUCCAGCGAAGAUGAGGUGGAGGAUGAGAAGGAAAAGAAUAUGAAGCUGGCACAGGCCAAGAAGCAAAAGCAGACUAAGAAGCUGGACCAGGACCAGGAUCAGGGAAAUAAGUCGGACCAGUCCAAGAGUCCAGACCAUGCCAAGAAGAAGGAGAGAGCGCAGCGCAGCCAAAAGAGGCACAGAGCGCAUAACGAACGAACAAUGGAGUUAAUAGAAUUACAGUUAUGUAAGCGCAGUCCUCUUGUUCUCGCUCUCCCACAGCCGCCACUGCAGUACUUUGCCAGUAAAGAAGCUACUGCAGAUCCCAAAUACAAAUCAAAGGAUGACGAUGGGCAGGAUAUUGAUUUGAAGAACCUGCCCAUCCCCACCGUAACCAAGCCGACCGUCGACCGUACUCUCAUAUGGCGCAAGCGGACCGUAGGCGAGGUCUUCGAGGCGGCCUUGGCCCGCUAUCAGGUGCGCAAGAAGUCCCGCCAGGGCUGAGAUCCAAUUAUACAAGUUUUGGCACCGCAUUAAAAUGGAAAAGAGCCGAAACACGAGAACAAAAAAUGAUUUGUCCAUUGUUUGCUUAAUAUGUUAAUUUCAAUUUGUCCCCCGUGUCAUAGAUUAUUUAUGCAUGUGCAUGGCCGGGCCGCCAUUCAUGCUGCGGUCCGGUCCGCAAAGGCAUCUUCUGCGGCGAAACCCCCUGGUGCAAAUAUUUUGCAUAAGUUGCAAUUUUCCUUUUUUCCCCUCUUCAUUCGCUUUACAAAAAUAGCAAGAUAAGAAAAUAAUGCCAGCCUCGUGGGUCGAGACUGUAGAUACCCUUGCAGGAUUUUCUAUUAUUGUUAAAAGCGGCUUUCCGUUCAAAUCCUUGUCAUACGAUCAGUAGUUCCAAUGGCAUCUAAAUAAAUCAAGAUCUGAUUUCCUUGAGUCAUAUAGAGAAACAAUAAACUGCAAAUGGUGUAGUCA
This is a messenger RNA of Drosophila miranda, 1896 nucleotides long. Its product is annotated as nuclear speckle splicing regulatory protein 1. Bases 88 to 1431 code for a protein of 447 amino acids. Lineage: Eukaryota; Metazoa; Arthropoda; Insecta; Diptera; Drosophilidae. The record is from RefSeq and is a predicted model, not a curated record. The transcript has 2 exons. Gene Ontology annotation, biological process: regulation of alternative mRNA splicing, via spliceosome.